Pseudogymnoascus destructans is the source of this 1923-nucleotide messenger RNA. RefSeq names its product NADH-ubiquinone oxidoreductase 51 kDa subunit, mitochondrial precursor (gene NUO51). NCBI's taxonomy places the organism in Eukaryota, Fungi, Ascomycota, Leotiomycetes, Thelebolales, Thelebolaceae. The record is from RefSeq and is a predicted model, not a curated record. Bases 642 to 1793 code for a protein of 383 amino acids. The transcript has a single exon. Gene Ontology annotation, molecular function: FMN binding; NADH dehydrogenase (ubiquinone) activity; 4 iron, 4 sulfur cluster binding.
CUGUAAUCCUGGUAACUUAAUAAUGUCGGUUGAUGUUGUGAGGGUUGGAGGCGCUACCACAGUAGCCGCACCAGCCAAUCACGGAAGCGGAUUAUCAAUGAAGCUCGAAUUCCAAUCGAACCUCAAUUUGUACACCAACACCACGGAUCCGCUCCUCUCACCACAACCAACGUGCAGUACGCAGUUGAGCGCAACCCAUGAUCAGCACGAUGUUGUCGCGAAACGCCACGUCACCCGCGCUCACGUCAAUUGCGUCGCGAGUACUGCCAGGAGCAGCCUCUGCGGGGGCUCGUCUUGGUGGUCCGGGUGCGUCCGCAGCACAGCAACAAACAAGAGGAUUGGCAACUGUCCAGGAUGCUCCAGCACCGAAGAGGAUAUAUGGAGGCUUGAGAGAUCAGGACCGCAUCUUCCAGAACUUGUACAGCCACCACGGCCCAGAUCUCGCCAGCGCGAAGAAGUACGGCGAUUGGCACAAGACGAAGGAGAUCUUGGAUAAAGGUCAUGACUGGGUACGUCCAUCUUGCUCUAAAAGUGCCCUUUGAUUAUAUCCUAAUGCUGUACAGAUUAUUUCCGAGGUCAAGGCUUCCGGUCUUAGAGGACGUGGGGGUGCCGGCUUCCCGUCAGGGUUGAAAUGGUCGUUCAUGAACUUCAAGGGUUGGGAGAACGACAGCAAGCCACGUUAUCUGGUCGUCAAUGCAGAUGAGGGCGAGCCUGGAACCUGCAAGGACAGAGAAAUUAUGCGAAAAGACCCACACAAGCUCCUCGAGGGAUGUUUAGUUGCUGGCCGCGCCAUGAACUGCACCGCCGCCUACAUCUACAUUCGUGGCGAGUUCAUUCACGAAGCUGCUGUUUUGCAGAAUGCUAUCCAGGAGGCCUACAAGGAUGGACUGAUUGGCAAGAACGCUUGCAACAGUGGAUACGACUUCGAUAUCUAUCUGCACCGCGGAAUGGGCGCCUACGUUUGCGGAGAGGAGACUUCUCUCAUCGAGUCCCUCGAGGGCAAGCCAGGAAAGCCUCGCCUAAAGCCCCCGUUCCCAGCAUCUGUCGGACUUUUCGGAUGCCCAUCUACUGUCGCCAACGUCGAGACUAUUGCCGUCGCACCUACGAUCUGCAGAAGAGGAGGUGAUUGGUUCGCCGGAUUCGGACGAGAGCGCAACGCUGGUACCAAGCUUUUCUGUAUCUCUGGUCAUGUCAACAACCCUUGCACAGUCGAGGAAGAGAUGUCCAUCCCUCUGCGCGAGCUGAUCGACAAGCACUGUGGUGGUGUUCGCGGCGGCUGGGAUAACCUCAAGGCCAUUAUUCCUGGUGGCUCAUCCACACCCAUCCUGCCAAAAUCUGUCUGCGACGACCAAAUAAUGGACUUCGAUGGCCUGAAGGACAGCCAGUCUGGGCUCGGUACGGCAGCAGUCAUUGUUAUGGACAAAAGCACCGACGUUGUCCGUGCCAUCUCCAGACUCUCGCACUUCUACCGCCACGAGUCCUGUGGCCAGUGCACUCCCUGCCGUGAGGGCAGCAAAUGGACCGAGCAAAUCAUGCAGCGCUUCGAGAAGGGACAAGGAAGAGAGCGUGAAAUUGACAUGCUUCAGGAGCUUACCAAGCAAGUUGAGGGCCACACCAUCUGUGCUCUUGGAGAGGCGUUCGCCUGGCCCAUCCAGGGUCUCAUCCGUCACUUCCGCCCCGAGCUAGAGGCACGUAUGCAAAAGUUUGCGGAGGAGAACGGCGGCGCCGCCUUGGCUGGUGGAUGGCAACACGACUCGAAUGCUCAGGGCAAGUUGGUGGCACCCGGCCAGUAAGAAGUGGCGCGGGGUAGUUGUAUAUAUGGACUCUCAUUGCUAUUGUAUAGAGUUCAAUUUGGCGUUUCUUUGCAUUAUGGUUGUAGAGUUGAGUCAGUUUAGUGGGGUACAGAUAAAACUAUUGAAAUCA